Molecule: messenger RNA, 5481 nt
Organism: Patella vulgata (common limpet)
Lineage: Eukaryota; Metazoa; Mollusca; Gastropoda; Patellidae
Product: matrix metalloproteinase-16
Exons: 11
Coding region: 552-2276 (574 amino acids)
Biological process (GO): collagen catabolic process; extracellular matrix organization; proteolysis
Cellular component (GO): extracellular matrix
Molecular function (GO): metalloendopeptidase activity; zinc ion binding
Source: RefSeq, a predicted model, not a curated record
UCAACAGUCAACGACAUAAGUACGCGGAUUAGACGGCUAUUGGUCUCUAGAUCGACUUAACAGUACAAGCCGCGGAGUAAAAGGGUAGACACGUAUUUCACUGUGAAUUAUAGUUGUUAGAUAUUCACUAUAUAUACUUUACUUACUAAGAUACAUAUAGGCAAUUACAUUUUAACGAGAGCGAUACGAAAACGGAAAGCGUGGAUUAAACCUCAAAAACAAACAAUAGGUGCGUCGUCUGCUAACGGAACUGUAUUGCGAUAAUUGAACGUUAUGUAUACAGUGGCAUGGAACUGACUUUGGCGAAACUUAGUAAUUAUUGGAAUUUCUCCGAGUGUGUGUAUGGUUAGGGGAAUUAUGUCAGUUAUUAUUCUGAGUUCCUUUAAACCGACAUCUUUGUAAGCAUUGGUGAACGGUCGAGGUUGCGUCCUCAAGAGACACUGGCCUUGCUGCCCGAUCGUUUGUGUGAAUGCGCUGUAGUAUUAUUUAUAUAUCAGUCCGAGUGAUUUUUAUUAUAGUAGCGCACGUAUAUACAUAUAUAAACUAUAUAGAUGAUGAUGUGUAUGGGACUCAGUACUACGAUAAAGAUGGUCUUAUAUUUAAGACUGUUAUUGUUUAUAUUCCUAUGGAAAGUAGCUGCCACCUCGACUACACCAUCAACAGUAACCAAUUCAGAUAGUCUGGUAUAUCUAAUGGAGUUUGGUUACUUAGCACCACAGAAUCCUAAAACUGGUGCUUUACGUUCCGAAGAAUCUGUAUCGAUAGCUUUAAAACGACUACAGAGAAUGGGCGGGGUCAAGGAAACAGGUGUAUUAGAUAAUGAUACUAAACAGCUGAUGACGUUACGGCGAUGUGGUGUUCCUGACAAUGUUGGUAUUGGUAAUGGUGCUAGACGUAAGCGUUACGCAGUUCAAGGGAGUAAAUGGGCCAAGAAAGAGUUAACAUAUCGUACAAAAUCUUAUCCCGGGGCUUUACCAAGGAAUCGUGUGGAAACUGAAGUCAAAAGGGCCUUAGAAAUUUGGUCAAAAGUUACACCCUUACAAGGAAUUAUAUUUUAUUUUCAGAUUUGGUCAAAAGUUACACCCUUAACAUUUAUAAAAGAAGAACGUAUGGACGGGGACGUUGACCUCGAGAUCAAAUUUGUUCGUCGCUCUCAUGGAGAUGGUAAUCCCUUUGAUGGUCAAGGUCGUACUCUGGCGCACGCCUUUUUUCCACAAUAUGGCGGCGAUGCACAUUUUGACGAGGAGGAGCCAUGGACGGUAGACACACCAGAAGGAGUAAACUUAUUUCAAGUUGCCGCCCACGAAUUUGGCCAUUCAUUGGGGUUGGCACAUUCAGACGAUAGCAGAGCGCUAAUGGCGCCAUUCUAUCGUGGUUACCAGAAGUCUAUUGAGCUGUCGUCUGAUGAUAUCAAUGCCAUACGAGAACUAUAUGGUAGUCCAUCACCAUAUAAACCAACAAGAUCACCAACUAUAACUGUACCUUCUAUAUGUAAUGAUCCUACUAUAGACGCUAUUACUAGAACAACCGAUGGCUUGACGUAUGUAUUCAAAGGACAGAAAUAUUAUCGUUUAAAUGGUUAUGGAGUUGAUCUUGGAUACCCACGUGAUAUAUCGUGGGAUUGGAAAGGUGUAGAGGGACCUAUUGAUGGUGUUGUACAUUGGGAUAAUGGUUUUACUUAUUUCUUUAAGGGAGAAUAUUAUUAUAAAUUUCAUAAUUUCCGCUUUAUCUACGCCAAAUUAAUAUCAGAAGGUUUUAGAGGAAUACCUAAUGACGUCGAUGCUGUUUUUGUGUGGGGCGGAAAUGGCAAGACUUAUUUCUUUAAAGGUGAUCGGUAUUGGAGAUAUACAGACAGAGCAGUAGAUUUUGGUUAUCCUAAACCGUUAACAGUAUGGCGAGGGCUACCUAAUCGUAUAGAUGGAGCUUUUAAAUGGCGUAAUGGAAGAACGUAUUUUUUCAGUGGUAACCAGUAUUACAGAUUCCAUGAUAAUAAAUUCAAAGUUGACGAAGGAUACCCUCGUAAUAUUGGUAAUUGGUGGUUAGGAUGCCCGGAUAGAAAAGACAACAUUAUUCAAAGCGUGCCACCCGGAACUGAUCAGUUCGUUGCUAAGGAGAAGGGUCAAAGAGAGGCAGAUUCAAAUCAAGAUGAUGAAUUACUUCUGGUUGUAACGGAAUCAAAAACGGAUGUUAACUCAUUUAGUGACUCAACAACAAUUACCUACAGUUUACAGUUAAUAUUAGUAGCAGCGAUACCACUUGUCAUCUUCAAUAGUUGAUGUGUCACUGCUAACUAUUUGGGGGGAUAAGCUCGGUGUAAAUUCAGCGAAUGUUUAGUUCAUUUAUAUUCCAUUCCAAAAUAUUUCAGUACUAGACAACUAUGGUGGAAAACAGUGUCAAAUGACGAUGUACUACACAAAAAGGAGUGACAACAUUCACAUUACAUACAAAAAUGAGAGUUAAUGAGAAUGGCUCAGAUUAACGCAUCACCUCUCUCUAGUCUAUCUAUAUAUGGGUAAUGGCCCAACAGUUUAAGAAUGUCGAUAGAGGAAAAUGACCUAUAAAAUGGUAGUUUAAACAAUUCUUCACACCAUAAAAACUUGUGUUAUUUGAACUUUUAGACAAUGGCGUCAACAUUGCUGAUAAUUUUAACUCUUUAAGUGCCCCCCGUUUCGAAGAAAGCAGGGGACUAUUAAAAUGGGUCUGUCCGUCUGUCUGUCUGUCCGUCACACUUUUUGGGACACAAUAACUCUCCUUCUAAUUGCGCUAGAAUGUUCAAACUUGGUGUAGGUAUUUGUUGUGCAUUUGAUGUGCAUUUUCUGCUUAGAGUAAGCAGUGAUAAGCAAUUUGAUUGGUUGAUGCUUUGGAACACGAUAACUUUAGUUCUAAAAAAAUGAAAGCGGUGAAACUUGGUGUAUAGUUUUAUUACAUCAUUGCCUUGACUAAGGUCGAUAAUGAACAUUUUCUGCUCAGGGUUGGUAGAGCGAUAAGCAAUUAUAUUGGUCGAGAUUUUGGAAGACAUUAACUCUCCUUCUAUUUGAGGUUUCUCCUUGACAGUGGUACAGGACGGAGGGCGGACAAGGACAGCUGUCUAGUCUUUCGGAUUGAACGAACAAUCGAGGUCCCGUGUUCACAUUUGCGUGCACGUAAAAGAUCCCUCGGCAGUUGGAAUUCGAUACAAGAGUAGGCCGUGGUGCCGAUAUCCAGGUACAAUUUCCCUUAUAGCACAAUGUAUGGCGUAUGCACGUCUUAAUUAGCCCAGUUAUUUCAUUUCUAAUUGGGGUAUAAUUGUUCAAACUUGGUGCAGGCGUUCAUUGGGUGAAUGCUUCGAUGGAGUUCGAAGAUGAGCAUAGUCUGCUUACAGUAAGCGGAGAUAAGCAAUUUGAUUGGUUGAUGCUUUGGGGCACGAUAACUUUAGUUCUAAGUACGUGAGCGUGAUGACGUUUGGUGUAUAGUCAAUACCUUGACUAAGUUCGAUAAUGAACAUUUUCGGCUCUGGAUAAGCAGAGCGAUAACCAAUUUGAUUGGUCAAGUCUUUGGAGCUCGACAACUUUGAUUCUAAUUGAGUGAUAGUGGUGAAAAUUGGUGUAUAGUGUCAUUACAUCAAUAACUUAAGUUCGAUGCUGAGCAUUUUCUGCUUAGGCAAAGUAGAGACUUCGAUCUGAUUGGUCGAGACAUUGGAACAUAAUAACCCUCCUUCUAAUUGAGGUAGUAGGACGUUAAACCCCAUUUCAUUUCAUUUCUAAUUGAGGUAGAAUGAAUGUUCAAACUUGGUGUAGGUGUCUAUUAGAUGAAUGCUUUGUCAGAGUUAGAUCAUGCGCCUUUUGCAUUAAGGCUAAGCAGAUAUAAGCAAUUUGAGUGGUUGAGACUUGGAACACGAAAACGUUUGUUCUAAUUGUGUGAGAGAGAGCGAUGAAACUCCGAGUAUAGAUUCGUUCAUUACCUAUCACUAAGUUCGAUGAUGAGAAUUUUCUGCUUAGGCUAAGGAGCGAUAACCAAUUUGAUUAGUCAAGACAUUCGAACAUAAUUGGGGUAGAAUGUUUAAACUAGAUGUAGAUGUUCAUUGGGUGAAUGUCUUGACGGAGUUCGAUGAUUAACAUUUCCUGCUACAGCUAAGCAGAGCUAAGCAUUUUCAGUAGUCGUUGCUCUGGGACAAGAUAACUUUUAUUCUAACUGAUAGAGAGUGAUGAAACUUACCGUAUCGUUGAUAACCAGUUUGAUUGCUCGAUACUUUUGAAAAAGAUAAACGUGCAAUUAAUUAAUUAAUAUGUGUCAUCUAUUUAUGUGGGGAUUUCGGCGGGGAACAUCAGCCUCACUAUUGGCUUGUUUCUAAAUUACUGACUGCGAUAAAUAUGUUUUCAGAAACACAUGCCAUUUUAUCGUGGAGGGAAUUAUAUGGGAGAGAUUUAUGGUAAAAGGGAAGUUUGAACAAGGAGUUUACUUAAUCUUCGACAAACUGAACGGAUAUGUAGAAUAAGACCUAUAUGUUUAUCACAUUUACAUCAUCUGUAUUAUAAUCGCCACUUUAGACCAAACUGUUUUAUUGUUUCAAACUUUGUGUAUAUGUAUAAACUGAAUGUAAAUAGCUUGAUAUGUUAAAUUCACCAAUGGGAGCGGAUUUAGCUCCCCUUUAAGUUUACUUUCUUAUUGAACACACGAUUGCACGAAAUUACAUAUUUCUAAAAGUUCAUAAUAAAUAAUGAAUGGGCAGUCGCUCUCUUUUGAACGACCGUCUGUACCACGACCAAAUUGGACCUUAUGGUAGUUGAAUAUGAAAAGAAAUCUGACUUUUCAUUGGCUAAGUGUUAAAGUACAUUGUAAAAAUUUCAUCUGAAGACAAACGAAAAUUCUGGAUCCAUAAAAUAUUUUAUUGAAAAAACAACCGUAAUUUCAAAAGGUGUUACCACUUUCACCAAGAAAAUAAAUGUAAUUAAUUUUCAUUAAUACCAUAUUCAAAAUACUCCCCAGCGUUUGAGCGUUCGUCAAACCCAUUGGCAAAUGCCAUUGCAGCAAUGGUUGAACAGAUUCGUCUCAAAGUUAGCAUACAAUCUAAUUUAAAUAUCACCGAUUUAUAGUAAAAUCACAUCAAUUCAUUUUUGUCUCCAACGGCUUCAGGGCGAGGUCUUUUCAUCGGGUUUCAAUUUUUGCUCCUUCUAGAAAAACCUUAGCAAAAUCCAAAGUUUAAAGGGAUAAAAUUAACUUUAUCAGUUACCUAACAAAUAAGAAUUUUUAAGGAAGUUUUUUAUAUUUGAGACAUUAUCUUUUAUUAGGGCGACUGUCAACAUUCAUAAGAAGUGCAAUAUAGAAUACAAUAGUGUAAAUUAUAAGUAAUAUAUAUUUCAUUAUCAACCAGAACCACGUAUACUGUGUGUGCUCGUAUGCUUAUAUUUAUUGCAUGCGGGCGUGCAAAUCUCAUAUUUUUUAUACAAUCCAUAUUUCAUGUCAUUUACAGUGAAAAAGAAUAAAAUAUGUAAAUAUCGAAAA